Messenger RNA from Rhinopithecus roxellana (golden snub-nosed monkey), 2587 nucleotides. It is a transcript of the gene TRIM72, whose product is annotated as tripartite motif containing 72. Gene Ontology annotation, molecular function: zinc ion binding; protein binding. The record is from RefSeq and is a predicted model, not a curated record. The transcript is spliced from 7 exons. Lineage: Eukaryota; Metazoa; Chordata; Mammalia; Primates; Cercopithecidae. The coding region runs from base 285 to 1718 and encodes 477 amino acids.
UUUUAGAACGGUUUCCGGAAGUGAUGGGAGGGAUUGGGCAGGGCAGCUAAAUAUAGUCCUGGAGCCAUGGCUCAGUCUGGGAGGGUCUUCCACUGAGCACUGUGUGCCCAUCACGCGUGGUGUCCACUGCCAGCUUCCCCUGUGAGUCCCUGUCCUUGCUUGGAGGCUGCUGCUUGUCUCAGAUCUUUGGACACAGCCCUGACCUCAGUCCAGCUAGGCUAGACCCUGACCGGUCCUCCUUCCAGUCUCUUUCAGCCUAAGAUCUCCAACCAGACCUGCCCGCCAUGUCGGCUGCGCCCGGCCUCCUGCACCAGGAGCUGUCCUGCCCGCUGUGCCUGCAGCUGUUCGACGCGCCCGUGACAGCCGAGUGCGGCCACAGUUUCUGUCGCGCCUGCCUGGGCCGCGUGGCCGGGGAGCCGGCGGCGGAUGGCACCGUUCUCUGCCCCUGCUGUCAGGCCCCCACGCGGCCGGAGGCACUCAGCACCAACCUGCAGCUGGCGCGCCUGGUGGAGGGGCUGGCCCAGGUGCCGCAGGGCCACUGCGAGGAGCACUUGGACCCGCUGAGCAUCUACUGUGAGCAGGACCGCGCGCUGGUGUGCGGAGUGUGCGCCUCACUCGGCUCGCACCGCGGUCAUCGCCUCCUGCCAGCAGCCGAGGCCCACGCACGCCUCAAGACACAGCUGCCACAGCAGAAACUGCAGCUGCAGGAGGCAUGCAUGCGCAAGGAGAAGAGUGUAGCUGUGCUGGAGCAUCAGCUGGUGGAGGUGGAGGAGACAGUGCGUCAGUUCCGGGGGGCCGUGGGGGAGCAGCUGGGCAAGAUGCGGGUGUUCCUGGCUGCACUGGAGGGCUCCUUGGACCGCGAGGCAGAGCGUGUGCGGGGUGAGGCAGGGGUCGCCUUGCGCCAGGAGCUGGGGAGCCUGAACUCUUACCUGGAGCAGCUGCGGCAGAUGGAGAAGGUGCUGGAGGAGGUGGCCGACAAGCCACAGACUGAGUUCCUUAUGAAAUACUGCCUGGUGACCAGCAGGUUGCAGAAGAUCCUGGCAGAGUCUCCCCCACCCGCCCGUCUGGACAUCCAGCUGCCAAUCAUCUCAGAUGACUUCAAAUUCCAAGUGUGGAGGAAGAUGUUCCGGGCUCUGAUGCCAGCGCUGGAGGAGCUGACCUUUGACCCGAGCUCUGCGCACCCGAGCCUGGUGGUGUCUUCCUCCGGCCGCCGCGUGGAGUGCUCGGAGCAGAAGGCGCCGCCGGCAGGGGAGGACCCGCGCCAGUUCGACAAGGCGGUGGCGGUGGUGGCGCACCAGCAGCUCUCCGAGGGCGAACACUACUGGGAGGUGGAGGUGGGCGACAAGCCGCGCUGGGCGCUGGGCGUGAUCGCGGCCGAGGGCCCCCGCCGCGGGCGUCUGCACGCGGUGCCCUCGCAGGGCCUGUGGCUGCUGGGGCUGCGUGAGGGCAAGAUCCUGGAGGCUCACGUGGAGGCCAAGGAGCCGCGCGCUCUGCGCAGCCCCGAGCGGCGGCCCACGCGCAUCGGCCUCUACCUGAGCUUCGGCGACGGCGUCCUCUCCUUCUACGAUGCCAGCGACGCCGACGCGCUCGUGCCGCUUUUUGCCUUCCACGAGCGCCUGCCUGGGCCCGUGUACCCCUUCUUCGACGUGUGCUGGCACGACAAGGGCAAGAACUCCCAGCCGCUGCUGCUCGUGGGGUCCGAAGGCGCCGAGGCCUGAGCCGCCGGACGGGUCGGGGAGGGGCGCAGGGACCUGGGUUGGAGCUUAGGUCUCCUUGGUAGGGUCUGAAGGUAGAAGGGUGGGGUGCGAGUUGCCAGGGCCCAGGGGGCUGGGAACGGGGUGGUCUCCCAGAAUACUGCCGUGGGGGUAGGACUGGCUUGGUGGCUCAUGCCUGUAAUCCCAGCACUUUGGGAGACGGAGUCGGGUGGAUUACCUGAGGUAAGGAGUUCAAGACCAGUCUGGGCAACAUGGUGAAACCCCUCUCUACUAAAAAUACAAAAAUUAGCUGGGUGCGGUGGUGUAGCCUGUAAUCCUAGCUACUUGGGAGGCUGAGGCAAGAGAAUUGCUUGAACCCAGGAGGUGGAGGUUGCAGUGAGCAGACAUUGCGCCACUGCACUCUAACCUGGGCGACAAGAGUGAGACUUUGUCUCAAAAAAGAAAGAAAAAAAAAAGCGCGAGGGUUGGCAUGGCCAGGGGACUGCCGGUGAGGGGUUGGGGUGAUGCUGGGGACAAGACCCAGUGGGGUAGGGAGAUCUGGAGUCAGAUCAGUGGGGAAAUCAGAAUUUGGGAACCAGGAGCCCUGAGAAUUCCAGGAAGAAACUAAGGUUGAGCGAGGGAGGGCCAGGGCCAGGUAGGGGGAUUGACAGGAGGAGCUUGAGAACCUGUAGAGUAAGGGGCCUCUUCAGCCUCACACUCCCCUCCUCCUUAGGCCUUGGGUCCCCCACUCCAGACUCACCUUACCCAAAGGCCUUCACCUUAGUUCUCCACCUUAGGCAUGCGUUAAAAUCACCUUUUUAAAGCCCUUAACCAUGAUUUGUUAAAGCAUAGGGUGCUAAGUUUCUGAUUUAGUAGGUCGGACAGGUCAAAAA